ACGUGAAUGAGAGCGCGCCACAUCUGUUUGACUCGGUUGUCCGCGCUCACUGAGUCACCAACUCACCGAUUCGGAACACUUAAACUACGAUCCCUCCGACUCUGAGAUCUCCUCUGGCGGGCUCUAUAUCUCUCUCUGUUUGUGAUUCUAGUUCUAUGUGUUUUGGUGUAUGAGAGAAUAGUAAUUAUAAGAAUAAUAUAAUGGGUAGGUUGGAGAAUUCGGGGCCAACGAUUGAGAUCAACGGUCUGAGGUUCACGUAUCCGGGAAUCGACGGCCAUCCUCCGCCGGGCUCUAAGCCUCUUAUCGAAGACUUUUCUCUUACUCUCAAUGCUGGAGAACGCUGCCUUCUUGUCGGAUCUAAUGGCGCUGGGAAAACUACAAUUUUGAAGAUACUGGGGGGGAAGCACAUGGUGGAACCUCAUAUGGUUCGUGUGCUUGGGAGAUCAGCCUUUCAUGACACCGCUUUGACUUCUUCUGGUGAUCUUUGUUAUCUUGGAGGAGAGUGGAGGCGGGAUGUUGCCUUUGCAGGGUUUGAAGUUCCAAUCCAAAUGGAUAUUUCUGCAGAAAAGAUGAUAUUUGGAGUGGACGGAGUUGAUCCUCAAAGAAGAGCUGAGCUAAUCAAGGUAUUGGAUAUAAAUCUAUCAUGGAGGCUGCACAAAGUAUCUGAUGGCCAGAGAAGGCGGGUGCAAAUAUGUAUGGGUCUCCUCAAGCCAUUCAAGGUUCUUCUUCUUGAUGAGAUAACAGUUGACCUUGAUGUGCUAGCAAGGGCUGAUCUUUUAAGGUUUCUAAGAAAGGAAUGUGAGGAGCGAGGUGCCACAAUUAUUUAUGCCACGCAUAUAUUUGAUGGUCUGGAGGAAUGGCCAUCACAUGUUGUUUAUGUGGCUAAUGGGAAGUUGCAAUUGGCAAUGCCUAUGGAUAGAGUUAAGGAGAUGAGCAAACUGUCACUAAUGAGAACAGUUGAGAGUUGGCUAAGGAAAGAACGAGACGAGGAGAGGAAGAGAAGAAAAGAGAGAAAGGCAAAUGGUCUUCCUGAAUUUGAAGAACAAAUUGAGGGAAGCCGCGUAACUGGGGACCCGGCUCGACGUGCACUUAACAAUGGCUGGGCAGCAGGAAGGCUGAACUCCACUGUUGCUGGAGAAGAGAACUUUGUGUUGAGCUCCAACAGAGUAUUGAGAGGAUAGAUAGAUACAAAUUCCAUUCAAAGGAGAGGUUCCAGACUUGGUAGCUUUCUUCUAAAAUAAUAACUCUGAAGAAUAUUGUUAUGGUCAGUUCUUAUAUAUACAAUGUGCUCCAACGAAUUUCAUACCUUUUUUUUUUUUUUUUUUUUCACUGAGAAGUUCGGUUGGUAAUUCGAUAUGUAUUCCUUACAGAAAGAUAUUCUCUUUCUGUUCUUUUCUAAACAAUCAAUAAAAUGCUCUUUUUUUUUACU
Ziziphus jujuba (common jujube) is the source of this 1429-nucleotide messenger RNA. Its product is annotated as ABC transporter I family member 20. The record is from RefSeq and is a predicted model, not a curated record. The transcript has 7 exons. NCBI's taxonomy places the organism in Eukaryota, Viridiplantae, Streptophyta, Magnoliopsida, Rosales, Rhamnaceae. Bases 201 to 1181 code for a protein of 326 amino acids. Gene Ontology annotation, molecular function: ATP hydrolysis activity; ATP binding.